AUGGAAUCACAGUUGAUUGUCAAUGGGUCUUAUGCUAUCGAUGACAUACAUCCCUGCUACGAAUCAGAUAAUACAACAUAUGUUUUUACAAGUACCCCUUCCAUAGUAUGUGUAUUAGUAUAUAUUUUCCUUGGUUUAUUAUCUGUUGUCACAAUAUGUGGUAAUCUUCUUGUAAUAAUCUCUGUCAUUUAUUUCAAACAGCUCCACAUCCCUACUAACUACCUCAUUCUGUCUCUGGCUGUGGCUGACCUGCUUGUAGGAGUUUUAGUCUGUCCUUUCAGCAUGGCAUUCACUGUAACUUCAUGUCGGUAUAAUGAAGAUUUAUCUUGUAAAAUACGAGACAGCUUUGAUGUAUUACUAUGCACAUCUUCUAUUCUGAACUUAAGCUGUGUUUCCAUAGACAGAUAUUAUGCAGUGUGUCAGCCUCUGACAUACAGAACUAAAAUAAAUGUUCACGUUACUGUGAUUAUGAUCCUGGUGAGCUGGGGUAUUGCUGUUCUAAUUGGAAUCGGCAUCAUAAUUGCAGGAUUUAGCCAUGUUACAGCAACAUGUGAAGAAAUGUGCACAGUUGAUGUUGUAAUAGCAAACACUAUGGGACCUGUCUUCUCGUUUUACCUCCCAGCAAUAAUAAUGCUCUCUAUCUACCUAAAGAUUUUCCUUGUUGCUCAGAAACAGGCACGAAGCAUCCAGAAUGCAAAGUCUGGAGCAACUGUCAGUAAGAUGCAGAGAAAGGCCACAAAAACUCUGGCUAUAGUUAUGGGAGUUUUUCUCUUGUGUUUGACUCCUUACUUUCUUUAUAUUGUCUUUCAGCCUUUAACUUAUAAAACUCCACCAAUGCCUGUGAUUGAAACACUUAACUGGCUUGCUUUGUCAAAUUCAAUGUUGAAUCCCUUAAUAUAUGCUUUCUUUUACAGCUGGUUCAGGUCAGCUUUUAGAAUGAUAAUUUCUGGAAAAAUAUUCCAAGGUGACUUUUCUAACUCAAGAUUGUUCUGA
Messenger RNA from Larimichthys crocea (large yellow croaker), 993 nucleotides. RefSeq names its product trace amine-associated receptor 1. Lineage: Eukaryota; Metazoa; Chordata; Actinopteri; Sciaenidae. Gene Ontology annotation, cellular component: membrane. Gene Ontology annotation, molecular function: trace-amine receptor activity. The record is from RefSeq and is a predicted model, not a curated record. The transcript has a single exon. Bases 1 to 993 code for a protein of 330 amino acids. Gene Ontology annotation, biological process: G protein-coupled receptor signaling pathway.